Molecule: messenger RNA, 3667 nt
Organism: Salvia splendens (bonfire salvia)
Lineage: Eukaryota; Viridiplantae; Streptophyta; Magnoliopsida; Lamiales; Lamiaceae
Product: pentatricopeptide repeat-containing protein At1g63070, mitochondrial
Exons: 6
Coding region: 547-3399 (950 amino acids)
Biological process (GO): defense response to other organism
Molecular function (GO): ADP binding; protein binding
Source: RefSeq, a predicted model, not a curated record
CAAUUUGCUUACUGAGCUCGGCAGUGCUGAAUAUUGUGUUAUUGGCGCCAACAGACUUGCACUGGUUCGUUGUGCUCGGAUGACAAUUCGAGCUCAGUGUGGACACAAGGAGAGUGAUCAAGAGCUCCAAAUGAAGUGAAGUGCUGCCAAAAACAUGCAGAUGUCGCUGCACUCGUUAUGCAAAUAUGGUCUCUUACAAAAUACGGAGACAAAGUAGAUUAUCACGGGGGUGUAUGCGGUUGAUUGGAAAUUCUCUCGGGAAAUCGAUGGGGAAACUGAUUUCUCAAGGAACAUUAUAAUGGCUCAAAAUAUGCUUUAUAUUGCCGUUUUAACAAAGAGGGACUUCGUUCUUUGCAGCCUUGCAAGAGUGCCGCUUGGAUAUACUAUGGUGAAACGCCGUGUCUUAUAAAGCAUUGAUGUGGCAGGAAGCUAGAUUCUUUUGAUGCAUCUUCUCCAACGUAAGAUAAUUUAAGCUCUCCACUGAAAUUGGCAAGUUGAUCAGUCUCAUAUAUUCUUUCCACCACCACCAAUAUUCCGACCGGAGAAAUGACGGCUUAUGGUGCUGUUCUUUCUCUUAGGAAUACAAUCAACAAUAUUCUCCAAUGUUCUCGUUUUAGCCUUGUUGGUCGCUCUCAACAAAUCAUACAAGGCGUGACCAACGAGUUGGAGCCAUGGCAAGAAAUUCUGGAAAGAUUGGACCAGACGAGCCCAAGCCGGAGCAGGAAGAGGGUGAAUGCUUUGGAUGGAAGAAUCAAAGAUAUAAUCUGGAAAUUCGAAGAUUCUUUGGAGACCCUUCUCACUCAACAGAUUCCUUCUCAACUCGAAACUCUUCCGGAGAUGGUCUCCGUUGAUCUGCAGACUCUUCAAAACGAAGUUCAUUCAUUUAGCCAGAAGCUCCAGGAUAUGGAGAAGGCCUACAUUUAUGAAGUGGAGAAUAUGCCUCAAGAUGAACUUAUUUCCUCGUCAAUUGGUUUCCCUGGAACCAAUUCAAAGAUGAUUGGAUUAUCCGACCAAUUCCAACUGCUCAAAACCAAACUUGUGGGAGAUUCCAACCGGAUUCAUUUCCAACAUCUAUUUGGAACGGCAGGAGUUGGGAAGACAACUCUUGCUACGCAAAUCUAUCAAGAUCCACAAAUUCAUAGCAAGUUUGAGUGUCGCGCCUGGGUCACUGUAGGCCGGGUACCUCAGCCGUUCGAUCAAAUCUUACAAGGCAUUCUUGCUCAACUGUGCGGAACUGGAAUCACUCUAGGAGACGAAGAAAUUGACAACAGUUUGAAAGAAAGAUUGCAUGGCAAGAAUUGCCUCAUUGUGCUGGAUGAUGUAUGGGAGACGGAUGCAAGGGAUAGAAUUUACGAUUUCUUUAAUGACAUCCAAAAUGGAUGUAUUUAUGUCUUGUCUACCGGCCGACAUCCAAAAUUGAUGGACAGUCACUAUCUUCGUGGGGAUGAGGUGCGGUUUUUGAAUGAAGAAGAAAGCAUGGAACUACUAUGUGAGAAGGUGUUUGGUGAUCAGAUUUGCCCUCCUCAACUUGAAAAAGUUGCCGCCAAAAUCGCCAAGCAUUGUGAAGGUCUCCCUCUCAUGAUCGUCACAGUUGCUGGCAUCAUUUCAAUAUCCGAGCAUAGCAGAGACCCGGUCUACUGGAAUGAUGUGGCAGAAAGGAGAAAUUCAGUCUUAUGGGAUGCAUGUAAUGAAAUAUCAAAGGUACUUUUCCCAAGUUACGACUACUUACCUCAAAAUCUUAAAUUGAUUUUUCUGUUUAUGGGAGUUUUCCCUCGAGAUUACAAAACACCCCCUUCUAAGAUCAUCAUUAUGCUCAUGGCUGAGGGAUUGCUUUCUGGGUAUAAAUCGGGAUGUACAUAUCUGAAAGAGCUGGCGUAUGACUACAGCAUUGUUUUACGCAUCUUAAAGAGUGUUGAUAAAAAUUGUCAUGAGUUUGACGUUUACGAGUUUAAAACUUUUUGGCUUCAUUCUUCAUGGCGGCACGUGUGUAGAGAAGAAGCUAGUAAGAACAAGUUUUAUCAUGUCUUAAAUAAGUUAACUGAUGCCGAAGAACAAGUUCUAAACGGUCAGCGUGGCUUAUGUAUCGAAAAUAACAUGUUAUUUGGCAUCAAAGACUUUCGUGACUCAGUGAGAUUGAACUGUGCAUCGUUUGCACGAUUUCUCCUUUUCUAUGGUCCUUGCCACCAAUAUCCAAUCCCAAUAGAUGUCAGUUUCAAGUUGUUAAGGGUUAUAGAUGCUCUUAGACAACGUUUCUAUAUUUUCCCAAUAGAAAUCCUAACCCUAAUCCAACUAAAGUACCUUGCUCUAACUUGCAAUGGAGAAGUCCCUUCAACCAUAUCUAAACUUUUUAACCUUCGAGCCUUGAUUAUCCAUCCACAUAUGAAAAUUAGACGUCGUGGAGCGCCAUCAUUUGUACCAAUGGAAAUAUGGGACAUGAAAGAGUUAGAGCAUAUCGAGAUAUUGGGAAAAAGCCUUGCAGCUCCAUCUCAUGUUGUUUCAUUGGAAAAGCUCACAACUCUGGUAGGGGUGAAUGCUAGUAUUUGUACAAUCUUCAAACUCUCCCAAAGAAUUCCUAAGAUAAAGAAGUUAGGAAUACAGAUUGAGCUCACACCUUAUGAGGAUCAUAACAAUCUUUUGAGUUGCCUUGAUUACAUUUCAACACUUGAAAGCUUAGAGACUCUAAAACUCAGUAUCACAAAUCCAGUCAUCAAGAAAGGUCAUGUUUUCCCGAUGAUUGAUGGGGCAUUGAAGUUGCCAUGUAAUUUGAAAAAGUUACAUUUGAGUGGUAUGGGUUUUCCAUGGAAAUACAUGGAUGUCAUUGGUUCUCUGCCAUAUCUUCAAGCUCUCAAAUUGCGAUCCUACGCCUUCCAGGGUUCACAUUGUAAUAUGACAAUGUGUCUUAGUUAUAUUCUAAUUGAAGAGAGUGAUUUGGUGAAAAUGAUACAAACAUACCCUUACGGAAUGCCUACAAACCUAAGCCUGAAACAUUGCUACAAACUUACUGAAAUCCCCAUAUCUAAUCGUUUUGAACACUGUACCAAAGAGAUUGAAUUAGAGGACUGCAAUCCUUUAGCUAUGACUUGGGCCACCCAAUUACAACCAGGUCCUCAUGGUGUGCUUCGUGUUACUACCUCUUCUUCUUUUGAUGAGAAACCGACAACUAUCAUAUUUGAAAGGCAUGGAUAUGAUCAAUCCGAGUCCAGUCAUUCGGAUAUGGAGGAAGCGAAUGUUCAUGAAGAAAUCGCCAAUUUAGGAGAGCUGACGAAGUGUCGUGAGGGUGCGGAUGAGGACAUGAAGAUGAAUAUACGGAUGAGGAGGAGAGUGAAGACGAAGAUACAUAAGAUCAUGAGGAAACUAUUUAGGCGAGCGCCAACGUCAAGGAGCAUGAGAACUCUUUGAGGCUUUGAAUUUGAUGCUACAGUGUUACACAUGUUAAUGAAGGUAGGAAUUUUCUCAACAAAUUCAAGAACCUUUCCGGUGAAUUCUUGGUAUGGUUUGAUUUUCAAUAAAUGAACCAUGGAUGUUAUUUUAUUUGGUUGUCACUUGGGUUUAAAACUGUAACUUGUGUUGGAUUCUUUUGAGGAUUAUAACUAGUAUUUAGGGGAUUGCUUUAAAAUGAGAAUGUGCAUUAGAUUCAUGGGGAAGUGAUUUGCUAAUUGUUCUGGUA